AUGCCUAUAGGUGUCUCGCUCCUCCGGCAUGCCCUCAAACUCCAUUCCAGAGCCAUACAAGAGACUACCAGUCUCGAGGUAAGGGGAAAUAUCACACUAGAUGUAUCCCCGUUGCCAGACGACUUCCGGAAGGGAACCAUCAUGGUGGUGGUGGCAUCAUUAGUCGCUGUCGUUGCGGUUCUAGGGUUAUUGGGCCUCCUCACACAUCGGCUUCUAUUCUGGCAUAAACAUGACGGGUCCUAUCUUGGGCAUAAUCAGUUUGUUGUUCUCAUCUACAACCUGCUGCUGGCGGAUCUCCAUGUUGCCCUUGGGUUUCUCAUUUCAGCCCAUUGGAUACAGAGUGAUGGUCUGUUUGCUAGCUCCCCUUUUUGCUUCAUCCAAGGAUGGCUGCUGCAGUUAGGUGACCCGUCAAGUGGAUUAUUCGUCGUCGCAAUCGCAGUCCAUACAUUUGCAACAGUCGUUGCUGGGAGAAAACUAUCAUACAGGCUGACUGUAAGCUGUAUCAUUGGGCUUUGGUGCUUCUGUCUUCUCCUUGUCUUGAUCCCAACUAUCAGACAUGGAAGGCGCACAUACGUUCCAUCUGGAGCAUGGUGUUGGAUUGAUGACGACUUCGAAGCCGAACGAUUUUGGGCCCAUUACCUCUGGGUCUUAUUCUCGGAAUUUGGCUCUAUCAUGCUUUACGCCAUCCUGUUCUUCUAUCUUCGGCGAAAAAUGAAAGCGUCGGCUGCGCUAGCCCGUGGGCAGAGGGAGAAUUUUGGCAGACUCAGUCGGGUCACAGGCUAUAUGGUUCUCUACCCCCUCGCAUAUCUUCUCCUCUCCCUCCCCAUUGCCGCAGCCCGAAUGGCAAGCAUGCAAGGAAAUAAUCCCUCGCUCACCUACCUUUGUGCUGCUGCUGCUAUUAUCGCUAGUUCUGGCACCGUCGACGUUAUCAUGUAUACAUUGACUCGCAAAGCACUGCUACUUGACUCUGAGUUAUCUCGGCCGUCUGAAAAGGGAGGCUCCGGCUCGAAUGGCCGUCAUAGCCAGAUAACGUCUACCGUCCCGGAUUCUCGGAAACCCAAGGGAUACGAGCUCAAGAAGUUGAACAAGAACAAUGGGAAGGGUCCAGCCUUUUUUGCCGAUCAAUCAACAGACGACAUCAUUGACCAGCUUGAGAAGGGUGGUUUUGGUAAAGUGUACCAACAGACCACGAUUGAAAUUACCCAUGAGCCUGCUGGAUUAGACAAUAAUGGACCACCUUCCUCCUCGACUUCUAUUGAUCAAGCUGUGAUUGCCAGGGGUCCCUCUCCCCAACCGGGUCAACCAUGGGGAGGCGAGUGGAAAUGA
Molecule: messenger RNA, 1326 nt
Organism: Trichophyton rubrum CBS 118892
Lineage: Eukaryota; Fungi; Ascomycota; Eurotiomycetes; Onygenales; Arthrodermataceae
Exons: 2
Coding region: 1-1326 (441 amino acids)
Biological process (GO): adenylate cyclase-activating G protein-coupled receptor signaling pathway
Cellular component (GO): plasma membrane
Molecular function (GO): G protein-coupled receptor activity
Source: RefSeq, a predicted model, not a curated record